Messenger RNA from Truncatella angustata, 4269 nucleotides. Its product is annotated as SNF2-family ATP dependent chromatin remodeling factor snf21. Gene Ontology annotation, molecular function: ATP binding; ATP-dependent chromatin remodeler activity; DNA binding. Gene Ontology annotation, cellular component: nucleus. The transcript has 3 exons. The record is from RefSeq and is a predicted model, not a curated record. The coding region runs from base 1 to 4269 and encodes 1422 amino acids. NCBI's taxonomy places the organism in Eukaryota, Fungi, Ascomycota, Sordariomycetes, Amphisphaeriales, Sporocadaceae. Gene Ontology annotation, biological process: positive regulation of transcription by RNA polymerase II.
AUGGCGUCGGUUCAUGCUGCGCCUACCGCCCAACAUGGCGGUCCUUCGGGCAUGUCCCAGAUGAGUGGUGCACAGGUAAAGGAGAUGUACAUGCGUUUCAAACAGAUGCAGGAAGCAGGUGUCUCCAAGACGGACCCCGAAUUCAUCAAGCUCAACCAGUUCUUGCAGCACAUUCAGCAGCAGCAACAGCUGCAAAAUGCUUACCGCCAACAGAUGCAGCAGAAGCAGAGUCAGAAUGUCAACUCCAAUGCCAACGUCAACGUCAAUGGCCAAGUCAAUGGCACCUCGCAGCCCCCAGCCUCGACGCCCCUCGGCGCAUCUGCUCUGCCUUCCACCUUGGCUUCAGCAUCACAACCGAAUGCCUCCUCUCCGUCGACUGCAUCGUCCACUCCCCAGUUCAACCAGCAGCAGUUGAACCUCCUCAGGCAACAGAUCCAUGCAUUCAAGCUGCUCCAGAAGAACUCUGGCGUCUCGUUCCAGAUGCAACAGGCACUGAAUUCUCAACGACAACGUAGACAAGCUAUCGCUGAGCAGUCAACACAACCUCCGGCAUCCGCAACAGCCACGCCCGUCGACGAAUCGACAAAGCCUGGCUCAGUUGGCCCUGAUGGCACCGCCGGUACCGAAACUUCCGCCUCUACCAGCAGCAAAGUCUACAAGAUAGUCAAGUCGCCUUAUGAAGCUGGUCUUGUUAAGAAGGACAUCAGCUACCACGAGCAUAACCAGCGCGGAAAGCGUUUGAUCAUCCCCAGUAUCACCCCCACUGGCAUUGAUUUCGAGCAGUUGAGACACGAGCGCGAGAUUAUCGUCUUCAACCGCAUGAAGGCAAGGUAUAGCGAGCUGAAGGCCGUUCCCGGCAACCUGGCCCAUUGGGACACGGCCAAAGAGACGGUCGAGGCUGAUGACACCGUUCGCCGAAAGGCCCUUAUUGAGUAUAAAGCUCUGGGCCUCUAUGCCAAGCAGCGACAGCUCCGUGAGAAGAUCGGGCGCCAAAUGAUGCACUUCGACAAUCUGGCCAUGACCACAAACCGGAGUCAAUACCGACGCGUCAAGAAGCAGGGUGUUCGCGAAGCGAGAAUUACCGAGAAGCUUGAGAAGCAGCAGCGCGAUGCCCGUGAGCACCGCGAAAAGAAGAAGCACACCGACUUCCUCGAAUCAGUACGGCACCACAAGGCCGAAAUUCACAACUCGGCAUCGAAUGCUAGGGCCAAGAUGUCCAAGAUGGGUCGUGCCAUGUUCGCCCAACACUUCAACAUCGAGAAAGAAGAGCAAAAGCGUAUUGAGAGAACUGCCAAGCAACGUCUCCAGGCUCUCAAGGCCAACGAUGAAGAGGCCUACCUUAAGCUGCUCGACCAAGCCAAGGAUACACGUAUCACCCACCUGCUCAAACAGACUGAUGGUUUCUUGAAACAACUGGCUGCUUCCGUCAAGGCACAGCAGCGCCAGUCGGCACAUCUCAACGGCGAAGAUUUCGAAGAAGAUGAGAGCGAGAUUGAAGAGGAGGACGAGGAGAGUGGUCGCAAGAUUGAUUACUAUGCUGUGGCGCAUCGUGUCAAGGAAGAUGUCACUCAGCAGGCCGACAUGCUCGUUGGUGGUUCGCUCAAGGAGUACCAGCUGAAGGGUCUUCAGUGGAUGUUGUCUCUUUACAACAACAACCUCAAUGGUAUUCUUGCUGAUGAAAUGGGUCUCGGCAAGACCAUUCAGACCAUCUCUCUGGUGACUUACCUCAUCGAGAAGAAACAGCAGAACGGACCAUAUCUUGUCAUCGUACCGCUGUCUACCUUGACAAACUGGACCCUCGAGUUUGAGAAGUGGGCCCCGUCGGUUUCUAAGAUUGUUUACAAGGGUCCUCCUAACGCCAGAAAGCAGCAGCAGGAUAAGAUCCGCCAAGGACGCUUUCAGGUUUUGCUCACAACAUAUGAGUACAUAAUCAAGGACCGGCCUGUUCUGAGCAAAAUCAAAUGGUUCCACAUGAUCAUCGAUGAGGGCCAUCGUAUGAAGAACGCCAACUCCAAGCUCAGCGCAACGAUCGCACAGUACUACAGCACCCGCUUCCGUCUCAUCCUCACCGGUACUCCCUUGCAGAACAAUCUUGGUGAGCUUUGGGCUAUGCUUAAUUUUGUGCUGCCAAACAUCUUCAAGUCGGUCAAGACAUUUGAUGAAUGGUUCAACACUCCCUUUGCCAACACGGGCGGUCAGGAUAAGAUGGAGCUGAACGAAGAAGAACAAAUUCUCGUUAUUCGGCGUCUUCACAAAGUCCUGCGACCCUUCCUUCUACGACGUCUCAAGAAGGAUGUCGAGAAAGACUUGCCCGACAAGACAGAAAAGGUCAUCAAGUGCAAGUUUUCUGCUUUGCAGAGUCGCUUGUACAAGCAGAUGGUUACACAUCAAAAGAUCGCUGUCAGCGACGGCAAGGGCGGCAAGUCUACCGCUCGUGGUUUGAGCAAUAUGAUCAUGCAGCUGCGAAAGUUGUGUAAUCACCCCUUCGUUUUCGAUGAAGUUGAAAAUCAGAUGAACCCAUCCAGUACAGCCAAUGACUCUCUCUGGAGAACAGCCGGCAAGUUCGAGCUUUUGGACCGUAUCUUGCCUAAAUACAAAGCAAGUGGUCACAGAGUGCUCAUGUUCUUCCAGAUGACCGCCAUCAUGGAUAUCAUGGAGGAUUUCCUGCGGUUCCGAGGCUUGAAGUUCAUGCGCUUGGAUGGUACUACCAAAUCCGAAGACCGUUCUGACUUGCUGAAGGAUUUCAACGCACCGGAUUCGCCUUAUUUCAUGUUCUUGCUUUCCACUCGCGCUGGUGGUCUUGGGCUGAACUUGCAGACUGCAGACACCGUCAUCAUUUACGAUUCAGAUUGGAAUCCCCACCAGGAUCUGCAAGCCCAGGAUCGUGCGCAUCGUAUCGGUCAGAAGAACGAGGUCCGUAUCCUGCGACUAAUCAGCUCCAACUCGGUAGAAGAGAAAAUCCUCGAGCGUGCUCGAUACAAGCUUGACAUGGAUGGCAAGGUCAUCCAGGCUGGUCGGUUCGAUAACAAGUCUUCAGAGACAGAUCGUGACGCCAUGCUUCGCACACUUCUGGAGACUGCUGACAUGGCCGAGUCUGGUGACCAAGACGAAAUGGAUGAUGAGGAAAUGAACAUGAUUCUGGCACGAAACGACGAUGAGCUUGUCCUCUUCCAACAGAUGGACGACGAACGGGCAAAAGACCCCCUCUACGGUAGUGCUGCGGGUAGCAAAGCUAUUCCCAGACUCAUGACAGAGAGCGAGCUUCCUGAUAUCUACAUGGCUGAAGGGAACCCUGUUCAGGAAGAAGAGGAGGUGGUUCUCGGCCGUGGUGCUCGUGAACGUACCAGAGUCAAGUACGAUGAUGGUUUGACCGAGGAGCAGUGGCUGAUGGCGGUCGACGAUGAUGAUGAUUCGCCAGAGGCUGCUGCUUCACGAAAGCAAGCCAAGAAGGAUAGGAGAGAAGCCAACAGGCUCAAGAGAAUUGCUAUGGGACAUAGUUCUGCCGCAAACUCUCCCUCGGGUAGUCGUGCGAGUUCCGAAGAAGUCGAAACGCCACCCAAAAAGCGUGGCCGUAAGCCUGGCAGCAAGAAUGAGAAACGAAAAGCUGACGAGGAGGAUGGCGAGCCUCCAGCUAAGAAGCGCCGUGGGCCUGGCGGACGACCCAAGGCAGUGGCGGUCAAUGGCGGCAACUCGCGCGUUCCUGGUGAAGUGCGCCCCAUACUCCAGCGAUCGUUGCGUAAGCUGUACGAUGGCCUGAUGUUAUUGGAAGCGGAUGAUCCAGAGCCAGAGGAGAAGCCAGAAGAUGACGAGGACGAAGAGCAGCCCAAGCGUCUAAUCAUUGGGCCCUUUGUCAAGUUACCAUCAAAACGUGAUUACGGCGACUACUACCAGUUCAUCAAGAAUCCCAUCUGUAUGAACCAGAUACAAGCAAAGAUCAAAAAGGAGGACUACAACAGCAUCGACGACAUGCGCAGAGACAUCACGUUGAUGUGCAACAAUUGUAGAACAUACAACGACGAUGGUAGCUUAUUGUAUGCUGACGCCAAUGCUAUGGAGAAAUUCUUCAACGACAGGGCUCAGCUAGAGCUCGCCGCGCAUCCAGAAUUAGCGGAACUUGAGGAUCCGUCAGUCAAGGAGAGCAGUGCAGCUCCAACAACAAGUGCGGGUACACCGCAACCAUCGGCGAACCCUACGAGGAUAAAACUAGUCACUCAUGGUACAAGCCAAGCCAACGGUGGCCCCAGUAGUACUCAAAGUGACGGAGAGUAG